Molecule: messenger RNA, 3309 nt
Organism: Zychaea mexicana
Lineage: Eukaryota; Fungi; Mucoromycota; Mucoromycetes; Mucorales; Lichtheimiaceae
Exons: 7
Coding region: 1-3309 (1102 amino acids)
Molecular function (GO): phosphopantetheine binding
Source: RefSeq, a predicted model, not a curated record
AUGCUUCAAGAACGUACGUCCCGCUAUGGCGAUAACGUUUGCAUCCGUUAUCAGACUAUAUCAGCUGCUGGCAACAACAAUAACAACAGCAACAGUGACAGCGGCAACCAACCGCUCAAUCUUGAAACGCUGACGUUCAGCCAAGUCGACAAGAUUUCCACGUAUCUUGCACACGAAUGGGCACCCCAACUUGUCAAUGUUUCGUGCGUUGGUUACAUUUUCGAUGAUCCUGUUUGGUCCUUGCUGACCAUUCUGGCGAUCCUCAAGUUACGACGUACUGUUUUUCCAAUCUCAACACGGAACUCGGAAUCGGCAAUCACUCAUUUGUUGACCAAAACCCAAACCAAAUACUUGAUUACCACCGAGAAGUACGCUCAGAUCGCUAAGAAAUUUCUACAGAAAGCAUCAUCAGUUGAACAGCGCUCCCUACCGCCGUCGUCACUGCAAGAUUAUCCGUUGCGUGAUGGUCUGCUACUUCAGCAACAGAAAACGUCGACCAAAACAACGACAACAGGACAUCACGAUGAUGUCAUAGCAAUCAUCCACAGCUCGGGCACCACCUCGUUUCCCAAGCCGAUCCAUCUCAGCAACCGAAUGCUUUUGUACAUUGUUCUGGAACUACUGGGUCCACAUCUUGCAAACGCAGACCAAUUCUUUGGACCAGCAGACACCGUCAUGCUGACGUUUCCCUUGUUUCACGGCCAUGGGAUCAUGUCGCUUUUAAUGAUCAUGUCAUUGGGUGCAACAGCAAUCAUGUUCCCUCGCCUACCACCAUUGGCGCGAGAUGCCAUUUCCGUUAUCAACACCUAUGGAGUUACCGUCAUGACGGUUCCCCCCAUCCAGCUUGAAGAGUUGGUUGCUUAUAUCAAAGAAAAUGAGAGCUCUUCUGGCCAGCAGCAACAGAAAGCAAAAAGUGCUCUUAUGUCGCGUCCUGAUAGUACUGCCAUUUCUGCUGUAUACACCGCUCUAAAGCAGGUCAAAUACUGUACAUACGCUGGUGCACCGCUCCACAUCAAGACCGGCGAAUAUUUGCAUUCAAAAGGGCUCAACGUCCGCAACGCGUUUGGAGCAUCAGAAAUGGGAUUCGUCGCAGGCCCGGAUCUGUCGAGAAACGACAAGCAUUGGCAUCAUAUGAAGCCGCCGCGAGUGAUUGCUCCUUACAUUUUCUGGGAACCUCUUGACAAGGAAUCCGAUACCCGUCAGCUUGUCUUCACCGCCAACUAUCCUGCACUUGCUAGUAAUAUCGCCAACAGGCCCAAUGGCGAUUAUGCGACAGGAGAUCUGUUCAUUCAAGACCCGCCCAACACGGAUACUUGGCGACACGUUGGACGACUUGACGACACGCUGGUGAUGAAAAACGGCGAAAAGACCAACCCCGUUCCUAUGGAAAAUGAGAUCAAUAAGAUUGAUAUUGUACAAAGCUCUACAGUCAUUGGCGAAGGUAGAGAAUGCACUGCUGUUUUAGUCGAGCUUGCUAAGGAUCAGGCAGCCAAAUAUUCACCUGUGCAAAUGAUUUAUGAAGUUUACGAAGCUGUAAAACGAGCCAAUGUCAUGGCACCAAGUCACAGUACUAUCGUUGUACCUCAAAUGGUGUAUAUUCUGCCCUUGAACAAAAAGCUGCCAACUACUUUCAAGGGCACAAUCAUUCGGAAAAAGGCCAUCGAACUCUUUCAGGAAGAGAUCGACCAAAUGUACGACACAUUUCUUUACGGCACAGCAAUUGACGAAACAACAGGACAUAUGGUCAGCAGUAACAACAGUACCCAAGAUGACACCUGCGACGUGGUAUCGUUUCUAUGCCAAGCAGCGGCACAAGUGCUCAACCGCCAACCAAACGAAAUCGAUGUCAAUGUGUCUCUCUUCGACUACGGUCUCGACUCCCUUCGUGCUAUCCAGUUACGAAACGAGAUUGCUAUGCGUUUUAAAUCCGUAUUGUCAGUGACCAAUUUCUGUUUCGAGUACCCUACCAUUGUAUCUAUGACUCAAGCGCUGGUCCUUUCUCUUGAAGAAAACAGCAGCAGACAACAACAAGAGAAACGAUACCAAGAAACACAAGCGAUUUUCCAUGACUACCUGGCUCAAGUCGAACACGACUUUCCUUUCAAAGCUACAAAUACCAUUGGCAACGGCAAAGCCCGCAAAAAGCAACGACAACAGCAGCACACCGUUCUCCUGACCGGUGCCACAGGAUCUCUCGGUUCCUUUCUUCUCCAUGCCAUGAUUCAUUCAUCUCGAAUCAAAAAAAUCUAUUGUCUCAUUCGUGGUGACGAGAGCAAAGUCGACCUGAGCGAGCGGCUUAAUAAAGCGUUUCGAGACCGAUGUAUGGAUCCAGCGCUGCUUACCAAGGGUAAUAAGGUGCAAGUGCUGCCAAUGGCUCUCAAUGAUCCAAGCCUUGGGUUAACCGAAGCACUGUAUGCCAAACUGAAAAAGGAGGUGACCAUUAUUCAAUGCUGUGGCUGGCUUCUUAACUUCAAUCACCCUAUUCAACACUACGAACGUGAAUGUAUACGUGGCUUAUACAACCUAGUCAAGUUUGCCUAUCGCAAGACAAAUCCUAUACAUGUGCAUGUCGUAUCCAGUAUCAGCGCAACUGCACGAACCCACAAAGUUUUGCAACGAAACGAUCAUGUUUAUGGCGCUGUGCCCGAACUUCCAUCCAUCCAGGAUCCGCAUGUAGCUUUGCCAGUGGGAUAUGCUCAGUCCAAGUACAUUGUCGAACAGCUCUUUGCAUACCUGUCCGAGCACAAGAAUAUACCCUGCUUCGUCGAGCGUAUGGGUCAGAUCUACGGCGAUACCAGAAACGGCAUCUGGAACACAAGCGAGCACUAUCCUUUGAUGAUGGUUGGUGGGGCCGCCAUGAAAAUGAUGCCUGAUCUCGGCCUGGACGUGGACUGGCUACCUGUGGACACGGCGGCGGCGAGCAUUUUGGAAGUCAUGUUGCACUCAAUCGAUCACUAUCCCUACAAGAAUACAAGAAGAAUAAUGUAUCACAUUAUCAAUCCAGAGCAUGUCUCUUGGUCCAAGCUAUUGGACGCCUUGCGCGAAUGUGGUAUCCAGUUCAAUGUCGUCGAUUCGGACGUAUGGGUUGAAGAGCUACGCAAGCAUCCAGACAAUCCAGCUUACAGACUGAUGUCGUACUUUGAAAACAAUUGGGCAGCGAAAACAGCACUGCAGAAAAGAACGUUUCCGGGGUGGGAGACAAAGAUGACGGCCAAGAUUGCCCCUUCCUUAGCUCAUGCACCGGUUUUUAGUUCUCAGUUGCUACAAAAGUGUCUUUUGUCGUGGAGAAACGCUGGCUUUUAUGUGUAA